CGAUUUUUUUCACUACAUGAAAAGCCGGCUUUGAUUGAUAAAUAGAUUUCAUCUUUUGUUACGCAUAAGAUUAAGAUUUUGUAAUCAUGCUUGUUAGAAAAUUAGUUUGAAGAACACACGUUUUCUGUAUAGUCACAAAAAAAAAUUACUCGAAGAUCGAACAUUUGCCAUUAAUAUUGACCCACAGACAAGUCGGAUACUACGAAAUUUAGCUAGCAAACUAAUCUUAUAAAUUUGACGACCUUGAUUACAAUGGUUGAGUAUACUCGUCAGCCAUGUCCUAUACGCGUUGUGGAGGAUUGUGGCUGUGCAUUUUUAAUGGGAGCCAUCGGGGGCACCAUGUUUCAGUAUAUGCGGGGAUUUAGGAAUGCGCCAGCUGGAUUGGUACGCGGACUGUACGGCGGUUUGGAUUCCGUUAAAAUGAGAACGCCAGCGAUGGCGGGUAACUUUGCCGUUUGGGGUGCAACGUUCAGUUCCGUGGACUGCACAUUGGUCUACAUGAGGCAGCAGGAGGACACGUGGAAUUCAAUAAUUAGCGGAGCUGCAACGGGCGGAAUUCUCGCCGCACGUAACGGAAUCAAGGCAAUGGGAAAUGGCGCAUUGGUUGGAGGACUGGUGCUGGCCUUAAUAGAAGGAGCCGGCGCAGCAGUGGCCACAAUUUAUGCUGCACAACCUGCCAACGGCGAGCAUGCUAAUAAUCCUAUACGCCCGGAAUGGGAGCUGUUCUCAGUGGCACCCAGUGUCAAUGAGGAGAACAGUAGAAGUGCCAACGAUGCGCUGGCGGAGAUUGAGCGUGUUGUGGAGAAAUGCAACAGCAACAACAACAGCAGCAGAAGGUCAACACGCGUCUCAAUGCUAGGCCGGAAAACGAAUCCCGUGGAGAGUAUUCAAAACGGGAGCCAGGAUUACGCCAAACCGCCGCCGUCCCUGCUAGAGCUGGUUAAACUGGCUAACUUUUUUUAAAACAUAAAACAUUUAAAUCCAUUUCGGCAGUCUUAGUCUUAAUAUAUCAGCCAAAUUAAAUGCAUAUGCAUUGGAUGUCAAAUA
Molecule: messenger RNA, 1047 nt
Organism: Drosophila innubila
Lineage: Eukaryota; Metazoa; Arthropoda; Insecta; Diptera; Drosophilidae
Gene: Tim17a2
Product: probable mitochondrial import inner membrane translocase subunit Tim17 3
Exons: 1
Coding region: 253-963 (236 amino acids)
Biological process (GO): protein import into mitochondrial matrix
Cellular component (GO): mitochondrial inner membrane; TIM23 mitochondrial import inner membrane translocase complex
Molecular function (GO): transmembrane protein transporter activity
Source: RefSeq, a predicted model, not a curated record